AUGGAGUUCGUCAUUCUGGGCAAGCCGCCCAAGGGCAAGGACGAAAUCAAGAGGAUCAUCGUGUCGAUGGGCGGCCGUGUGGGCACGAAAAUCCACAGCAGAGUGAUGGCGAUCAUCUCCACAAUGGAGGAGGUCGAAAGGAUGAACAGCAGGAUGCAGGCGGCGGAAUACGAGCAGAUACACGUGGUGCCGGAGGAUUUCCUUGAGGAGCCUCAUAGCCGUUUACCCGCCGAGCCCUCAGCCAGCCACAAAUCCAAGUCGCGCAGCAUCUACACCAAAUCGGUGCCCAACAAGGUGACCUUGAAACUCAAAGGCGGCCUCGCCGUCGACCCCGAUUCCGGACUGGAGCACUCUGCGCACGUGUACCAGUCAGGCGGCGACAAGUAUUCGGUGGUGUUGGGCAUCACGGAUAUUCAGACGAAGAAGAACAGCUACUACAAGCUGCAGCUGCUCGAGGCCGAUGCGGGAAGCCGGUACUGGGUGUUCAGGUCGUGGGGGCGCAUCGGGACAACCAUCGGAGUUUAA
This is a messenger RNA of Phaedon cochleariae (mustard beetle), 525 nucleotides long. The record is from the annotation of a GenBank genome assembly. Lineage: Eukaryota; Metazoa; Arthropoda; Insecta; Coleoptera; Chrysomelidae.